Messenger RNA from Humulus lupulus (European hop), 1408 nucleotides. RefSeq names its product AT-hook motif nuclear-localized protein 23-like. Gene Ontology annotation, cellular component: nucleus. Lineage: Eukaryota; Viridiplantae; Streptophyta; Magnoliopsida; Rosales; Cannabaceae. The record is from RefSeq and is a predicted model, not a curated record. Gene Ontology annotation, molecular function: minor groove of adenine-thymine-rich DNA binding; DNA-binding transcription factor activity. The transcript has a single exon. The coding region runs from base 590 to 1306 and encodes 238 amino acids.
GUUAAAAUACACAUAUACCUAUUCAUACCCCUUAGCAACUGGCUACGUGUUUCACUUACACAUAUACCCCUUGACAGACUACAAAAGGAGAUCUGAAGAAUGUAAAGGUGGCCUCAAAUGACUCCGAAGACAUGCUACCCGUUCAGGAGGAAGCAAAAAUAGAGUUAGCUGAGGAACUAUCCAAAAUAAAGGUGGCAGAAUCAAAAGAUUUCACUAAGCCAGUAAAGUUAGAGAAAGAUGAGCAAAUACCGAACUUCAGACAAUACAAUGUUCAAAAUAAGACGUUCCCAUGCAAGCUCUCACAAAAUGUGAUGGUCUUCGAUGCUCCCAAAGAAAAGGUCAUUGUUCUGUUUCUAUAUACAUAAUACAUGUGUUGGUUUGUCAAAUAUGUCUAUAUCUGGUUUCAACCAUCUACCUUGGAGUGGCUUAACCUUUUAAAACUAUCAGUAGACUGUUCCUCAACAGUUUUUCUUGUAAUGUGCAAAAGAAGAUGAGGUUUUGGAGAAAACAACUACUUCAAAAGAAUCAGGCGUUGUUGACAUAAACUCAGACGUAAAGGUUUGUCAUGAAGCCAUUUGUUUAGAAAAUAAUGGUUAGGAUACUUGCUUUUACAUUUUUUUCCCUUUUUAGAAUUAUGUUUUCAAAAUUGAUAUCCUUGUAUAGUUUUCCAUUUCAUGCCAACCGCAACGGUCACUUCAACGCCGAUCCCGACGACGAUGACGACGAUAACAACAACUCCGGACCCCACUCAGGUGUGGGCUUUGAUCUCAUCUCGGGUCAUCAUCAAAACUCCGGCAAUAUGGCCUCACGCUGCCCCAAAGGCCGACCACCUGGCUCCAAGAACAAGCCAAAGCCAUCGAUGAUCAUCACACGGGAGAGCGCAAACACUCUCCGGGCCCCCAUCUUGGAGGUCGGAAGUGGCUGCGACAUCUUUGACUCCGCCGCCACCUAUGCCCGGAAGCGGCAGCAUGGGAUUUGUGUCCUCAGCGGAAGCGGCACCGUCACCAACGUCACGUUUCGGCAGCCCGCCGCAGCUGGAGUCGUGGUGACCCUCCACAGAAGGUUCGAGAUAAUUUCCCUUUUGGGAUCAUUCUUGCCCCCGCCUGUGCCACCGAGCGCCACUAGCCUCACCGUAUUCUUGGCCGGUGGACAAGGUCAGGUGGUCGGUGGGAAUGUUGUUGGAACCCUAAUUGCAGUCGGUCCGGCCAUUAUGAUAGCUUCCUCUUUCACGAAUGUGGCUUAUGACUCAUUUUUUGUUACGUUUUACUCAUUUCAUGAUAUGCAAUAUAUCAUUUUAAUUACAUAGCUACAGAUAAAUUUUUACGUAGCUAAUAUUGUAAACAAGUCUCAACUUCAUACUAAAAUGAUCAUACAACCCCCAACUCAUCAUUUUUUUGGAUUGACAUUU